Messenger RNA from Porites lobata, 786 nucleotides. The record is from the annotation of a GenBank genome assembly. Lineage: Eukaryota; Metazoa; Cnidaria; Anthozoa; Scleractinia; Poritidae.
AUGACGCAAGCUUUCGCCUCAGCUUUCCCAACUGAUUUCCUAGAACCGUGGAAGUUAAGCGAUUUGGUGCUUGUUGUUGAAGAUCAGAAAUUUCAUGUUCAUCGAGGUAUUCUCGCACUAUGGUCGCCCGUGUUUGAAAAGAUGUUCACUUCAGAAUUCAAAGAGAAGAAUAUAGAGGAAAUCCCUCUUCCAGGGAAGAAAGCAAGAGAAAUCCAAACCUUGCUACUUAUGAUGUAUCCUUCUGUGGAGGAGAAACAAGUAACAAAGGCAAAUUGUUACUUCUUGUUUGAACUUGCUCAUGAAUAUCAAAUAGAGUCUAUUGCUCGGAAGUGUGAGGCGCAAAUGGCUUCUAUGGUCAAAAAACGAAUGGAGAAUGAUGUUCUGGCUAUGCUCAUCUAUGGACAAAAGUACGAGCUAAAAACUCUGAUAUCGACGUGUAUACAUGAAGCAAGACACUUGACAUUGCUGGAAUUAAAGACGCAUAAACGACGUCUCGAGAUCGAGCCAGACAACUAUAUACAGAUUGCCGAGAGAAUUAUCCAGCGACUCGAGAUACAGUGUAAGGAGGUGAGAAUAGAGAGUGUCCAAAAUCUGGAGCGUAUAAGCCAGAGCCUGUACUUGCAUGUUAGAAGUAAAAAUAGGGAGGGGCACAGAGGUCCAGGAACCAUUAAUGAGCGUUUAGACUAUGUACUGAAUGACGGUGAAAAAAACAACGUUAAAUGUUUGAACCUUACAACUGUUGCCGAAGGGUUAAUAGCUCAAAAGAAAGCGAUAGAGACCCUACCU